Molecule: messenger RNA, 1010 nt
Organism: Bombus impatiens (common eastern bumble bee)
Lineage: Eukaryota; Metazoa; Arthropoda; Insecta; Hymenoptera; Apidae
Exons: 2
Coding region: 234-635 (133 amino acids)
Source: RefSeq, a predicted model, not a curated record
GUAUCACUUUAGCUGUUAUGGCGUACAUUUACGCUAAUAAUUUAGAUAUCAAAGUCGCAAUAAUGGUACAUUACGCUAAGCAUUUGUAUUGUCAUAGCUCAAUUUCAUUCGCUCCACGCUAGCCCCUGUUCCUCGAUUUUUAAUCUCUUUAAUCUUCGCCACUUGUACGUCCUUGUUACCGAAAGUAUUUUCAGGUAGAAAAGUAGAUCAGGUUCGAAAGCUUCAUAGAAACUAUGAACGGGGGGCUCUUUAACGUCUCUUGGUGCACGUACACGUACACAUAUAAUGGGCUUAAACCAAUUCCGGCUCGCUCGUACAAAGUACUCGCACGGAGCCGUCUGUACCACCCACUUAAAGCAUCGUGCUUCUCGGCGUGGCAGCAACAGCGGUACCAGCUACAUCAGAGAUUGCGAGAGCAGCUCCCAGUUAAUAGCAUUGCGGCGAUGCUGAAAGGCGGCAUAUCGAUGUCUACGUAUUGUACAAAGACCUUGUCCCAACGAUAUCCGGACUCUCGCGGUUGUACUCUUCGAGGAGGCUGCGAUAUUAUGCUACUCAUGACGGCUUUGUUGAUCGUAAUCAUAAUCUCUGACUAUCGAGAUGUGUCUAACGAAGGAUUGAACGCUGCUCGCCAAUGACCAAGAAGCUGCUUCCCAUUGAACGAACGCGAUUCUCGAGACGGUGGUUCUGGAUUUAAUCGUUCUUUCAAGUACGCUACUGAUUUAUACAUAUGCUCGCGCAUGGCGAAUGAAAUUCUCGACGUGAUUAUUAUUGCUUCAGAACAUGGCUUGAUUCGAUAUGGCAUGGUAUUAUGGUCGAUUAUGGUGCCUGAUCGUAGACGAAACACGAUAUCUUACGAAGGUUUACGAAAGAGACUGCUUAGUGCCUGUAGACGAUACUUGACCUAAAUAAAACGCUACUUCGACGUGACCAGUUUGAGUUCUUUGCGUGAGAUUUGCCGUUCGAGAACUGUGCUACGUAUUUAUUUAACUUAUUCCGUUCGCAUUAGAAAA